ACUGGAGAGAGACCCCAUAAGUGCUUGGACUGUGGGAAAAGUUUCAUACAGAGGUCAGGACUUGUUAGACAUCAGGCAAUCCACCCCAGAGAGAGACCCCAUAAGUGCUUGGACUGUGGGAAAAAUUUCAAACGGAGGUCUGCCCUUGUUAGACAUCUGGCAAUCCACACCGGAGAGGGACCCCAUAAGUGCUUGGACUGUGGGAAAAGUUUCAGACGGAGGUCAAACCUUGUUAAUCAUCAGGCAAUCCACACAGGAGAGAGACCCCACAAGUGCUUGGACUGUGGGAAAAGUUUCAUACAGAGGUCAAACCUUGUUAAUCAUCAGGCAAUCCACACAGGAGAGAGACCCCACAAGUGCUUGGACUGUGGGAAAAGUUUCAUACAGAAGUCAGGCCUUCUAAUACAUCAGGCAGUCCACACUGGAGAGAGACCGCACAAGUGCUUAGACUGUGAGAAAAGUUUCUUAUAUAGGUCAGCCCUUGUUAAUCAUCAGAGAAUCCACACAAGAGAGAGACCCCACAAGUGCUUGGACUGUGGGAAAAGUUUCAUACAGAGGUCAGCCCUUGCUAAUCAUCAGGCAAUUCACACAGGAGAGAGACCCCAUAAGUGCUUGGACUGUGGGAAAAGUUUCAUACAGAGGUCAGCCCUUGCUAAUCAUCAGGCAAUCCACACAGGACAGCGCCUCCAUAAGUGCUUGGACUGUGGGAAAAAUUUCAUAUUGAGGUCAUCCCUUGUGAAACAUCGAACAGUCCACACCGGAGAGAGACCACACAAGUGCUUAGACUGUGGAAAAAAUUUCCUAUAUAGGUCAGCCCUUGUUAAUCAUCAGGCAAUUCACACAGGAGAGAGACCCCAUAAGUGCUUGGACUGUGGGAAAAGUUUUAUACAGAGGUCAGACCUUGUUAAACAUCAGACAAUCCAUACAGGAGAGACACCCCAUAAGUGCUUGGACUGUGGGAAAAGUUUCAGACAAAGGCCAAACCUUCUUAAUCAUCAGGCAAUCCACACAGGAGAGAACCCCCAUAAGUGCUUGGACUGUGGUAAAAGUUUCAUAUGGAAGUCAGCCCUGGUUACACAUCAGAGAAUUCACACAGGAGAGAGACCCCAUAAGUGCUUGGACUGUGGGAAAAGUUUUAUACAGAGGUCAGACCUUGUUAAACAUCAGACAAUCCAUACAGGAGAGACACCCCAUAAGUGCUUGGACUGUGGGAAAAGUUUCAGACAAAGGCCAAACCUUCUUAAUCAUCAGGCAAUCCACACAGGAGAGAACCCCCAUAAGUGCUUGGACUGUGGGAAAAGUUUCAUAUGGAGGUCAGCCCUGGUUACACAUCAGAGAAUCCACACAGGAGAGAGACCCCAUAAGUGCUUGGACUGUGGGAAAAGUUUCAUACAGCGGUCACACCUUCAUAAACAUCAGAGAAUACACACUGGAGAGAGACCCUAUAAGUGCUUAGACUGUGGAAAAAGUUUCCUACAGAGAUCACAACUUCUUAUGCAUCAGGCAAUCGACAAUGGAGAGGGACAUAAGUGCUUAGACUGUGGGAAAAUUUUUAUAUGGAAGUCAGCCCUGGUUACACAUCAGAGAAUCCACACAGGAGAGAGACCCCAUAAGUGCUUGGAUUGUGGGAAAAGUUUCAUACAGAGGUCCGAC
This is a messenger RNA of Chrysemys picta bellii (western painted turtle), 1653 nucleotides long. The record is from RefSeq and is a predicted model, not a curated record. NCBI's taxonomy places the organism in Eukaryota, Metazoa, Chordata, Testudines, Emydidae.